AUGAACUCAGUGCGCAACAUCCAGCAGCUGAACAAGCGCGAGCUCGAAGCGGGUAUCAAUCCAGAAGCCUCUUGGCAUACCGACUACCGCGACACGGCCUUCAUCUAUAUUGGUGGUCUCCCCUUCGAGCUUUCUGAGGGCGACAUCAUUACCAUAUUCUCCCAAUAUGGCGAACCUGUAUGGAUUAAGCUCGCAAGAGACAAGGAAACGGGCAAGUCGCGGGGGUUUGCCUGGAUCAAGUAUGAGGACCAAAGAAGCUGCGACUUGGCUGUAGACAACCUAGGCGGAGCAACCAUCAUGGACCGAGUGAUCCGGGUGGACCACGCCCGCUACAAGCCCAGAGACGACGAAGACAUGCGCGACAACACCAUGGGCGAACUUGACCUUGACCCAGGUCAGGAAUCAGAUGCUGGUAGACGGAAGCGGAGGAAGACGGAAAGCGAGAGUGACUCAGACGAGGAUCGGCCAAUGUUGCCCGAAGAAAUUGAGAUGGAGCGUUUGGUAGAGAAGCUCGAUGAGGAGGAUCCCAUGCGCGACUCGCUAAUCAAGCAGCAAGAAGAAAAGGUCACUGAGGCAUUAAAGAAGUGGAAGAAGCAGCGACGCAAAGAGAAGGAGCGAGCACGGAGAAAGGACAAACAUCGUCACAGAGAUGGCUCACGCGACCGAGAUAGGCGAAGGAUCAAAGAUAGGGAGGGAGAUAAAGACGACAGACAUUCCAGACACAAGGACGAGCGCAGUAGGAGCCGUGACAAGUACAUGGAUAAGGGAAGGCGGAGACCAAGAAGUAGAGAUGUCUCAGAGGGGGAUCGCGACAGAAAGAGACCCGAUCGGUCACAUGAAAGACAGGAUGAGCGAAGAAGUAGACGUGAUCGCUCCCGAGAGCGUGAGCGACGUCGAUCCCGUUCUGUUGAGAAAAAGAAAGAGCCAUCCCGUUCUGAGACGUCACCACUCCCUUAUCGCGCUCGCUCUCCUCGAUGA
Plenodomus lingam JN3 is the source of this 978-nucleotide messenger RNA. RefSeq lists its product as uncharacterized. The record is from RefSeq and is a predicted model, not a curated record. Gene Ontology annotation, molecular function: RNA binding. NCBI's taxonomy places the organism in Eukaryota, Fungi, Ascomycota, Dothideomycetes, Pleosporales, Leptosphaeriaceae. Gene Ontology annotation, cellular component: precatalytic spliceosome; catalytic step 2 spliceosome; U2 snRNP. Gene Ontology annotation, biological process: mRNA splicing, via spliceosome.